Molecule: messenger RNA, 2150 nt
Organism: Lindgomyces ingoldianus
Lineage: Eukaryota; Fungi; Ascomycota; Dothideomycetes; Pleosporales; Lindgomycetaceae
Exons: 1
Coding region: 86-2080 (664 amino acids)
Molecular function (GO): D-alanine-D-alanine ligase activity; metal ion binding; ATP binding
Source: RefSeq, a predicted model, not a curated record
ACGUCACGCAUCAUAUACCUAAAGGGGACUCAACGAACGGUAAGUACAGAAAGUACCGAAAAUAUUUGGAACAAAGACUGCAGUAAUGAGGACAGAAGACUUCAUUUCCGAAAUCUUCCUUAUCACACCUCGCGAACGCGAACACGUUCCCACAAGGAUCAGCUGUCGCUGGAGAUAUCACGGAGAUGGGCAAUAUUUCGACACUCUGGACCUGCGCCUCCGAAUCCUUCACACAGAUCAAGACGGUCCCUUUGACGAUGCUACUGGAACUCCCCUCGGCACGCUGUUCCGCGGCAUCCGGGAUAAGAUGCAGGGAUCCGAGCUAGCACAAUCGACAGAGUUAGCGACCACAGUGAUACUGGUCCCACGUGACCGCGACGGCUUUGUGUGCAGGAGCGACUUCCUACAUCUCCGGGCGGGACAAUCGCGGUUUGUCGAGCGUGUCAUCGCCUUCGCAGGAUGGGAGAAGCACCUUGCGUCUCUGCCUACCGGCACUGAUGCCAUGAAGCGACUGCUGGCGCUGCUGCCAAGCUCUCCCGGCGCUCUUCUCCUAAGGCAGGCACCGAAUGAAACGAUGCUAGAUGAUCUCGCAGCACGACUGUCAUUCAACUGGCUGCUGCCUACAAAGCCCGCCGCUCGCCGCGUAGCAGUGGUCUCCGGACGCCCGUUCCCAGAUCGAAAGCGCCAAAUGUACAACGCCCAGGGCUACUUCGCCGCGGCCCGCGCCCUCGGCAUUUCGCUCGUGGUCGUGGAUCAUCCAGGGCACUGGCUCGAAAACAGUUCUUAUCAGGAUCUUCGAGAAGAGUUUGUCCCCAUGGACAUGGAUAUCAAUCGCUUGGCUGAUCUGCCACAGCGACUGGUGGCGGCCCUGAAAGACAAGCGCCUUGACGGCAUCGUGACCUUCUGGGAUGCGUACGUUAUACAGACGGCCGAAGCUGCAGAGCUCCUUGGGUUACCCACAGAAUCGUCCCUGGCGUUGCGGCAGGCGCACCUCAAGCACGAGAUGCGCAAGCUUGUCAGCCAGCCCAACAUCCAGGCAGUGACCAUUCGUAGCGCGGAGCAGCUGAAUGAUUCUUGCAUGGCGGAGACGCUUCGCAGCCUGCGGUACCCCUUGGUCGUGAAGCCAUGUCGCGGCGGGACAUCUGAGAGCGUGAAGAAGGCGACGAAUGAAAGCAGUAUGCGAGAGGCUGUACGCAUGGCCUUCAGAGACGGUUUUUUCAAUCCCGCCAUUCCCCUCGUCAUGCUCGAGACGUAUGUUGAAGGCCCCGAGAUCGACGCCAACUUCAUGCUCUGGGACGGCAAGAUCCAGUUCCUCGAGGUGACAGACAACUUUCCGUGCGCGGCUGAUGCGCUUGGUGCCACGGUUACCGACCCCUUCCGCGAGACGGUACAGGUAUCAAAUACUCGACUGCCCCAAGUCGAGGUCGAUGUCAUUCGCUCCUCUCUGCACCGCAGCAUCCUGAAGCUGGGCUUUCGCUCUGGCGUCUUCCAUCUUGAAGCCCGCAUGCGGAAUUCGUCCAUGAAGUACCAAGACACUCGUAAUGAUGGGAUAAUAGACUUGGAUCCGGAUCCCGGCAUCACAGCCAACCCUCGCGUCAAGGCGGAUGUGUUCCUCAUCGAAAUGAACGUCCGUCCGCCUGGCACGGGUGGUACGUGGGCGACGUUGUUCGCCUACGGCGUUGACCAAGGUGCCCUACAUUUUCUGCGCGGCAUUGACGAUGGCGAGCGCUUUGCGGCUCUGUCGCAGCCUUAUGCUUUCCCUAGUGGUAGUCCUGGGGAUGGCGGCGGUGCUCAGUACUGGUCUGCGCAAUGCAUGGUUCCCAUCCAUCGCGACAACAUUCGUGUUCCUGACGACUUGUGGGAGAGAGUUUAUCAAGCACUGCCUGAGGUGGAGCCGUAUGUAAGUCGGGCCGAGAUGUAUGCAGAGCCAGGCACGAUUGUGUCUACCAACAGAGGUGUGGGGUGGAUUGGUUAUGUGUUGCUUUUCUCGCGGAAGAGCAGGAGACACCUGCUGGAGAUAUACCAUCAACUCUCAAAGACUUGUAUCAAGGUAUUAGAUGAAGGGCUACAGUGUUCGUAAUGUGGUCUGUGAGGGGGGCGAACCUCAACCAUACUGAGAGAGUAAUCAAUUGUAACGUUACAGGGCUUCU